AAACGACAAUGCGUUUAAUUCACAUUAACCGCCUCAAGAUUUUGAAUUGAACACUAGCAAUAGCAAGAAAACACAAACCCCAAAUUUCGCCCCCAAUUCACAAAACAGAAACCGCUCCAAAAAUGUUGAAACUCUCUCGCAUGCUUCCUUCUUCAUCUUCCAGGAAUCACCUAUUGGAACUUCUUUCCUCUAGGAAAAUUGAAGUUCGGGAUUUCUCUACUGCCACAAAUCACUAUUCUGCUAAAGGAUAUAGUUCAGAUCGUAUAUUUGCUCCUUAUUCUGUUUACAAGGGAAAAGCUGCAUUUUCACUCACUCCUUGUCUUCCAACUUUCACUAAGUUGGAUUCUGGGGCUCUUGUGGUUGAUCGUCGUGGUUCGAUCAUGAUGAGUUUCGUGCCUGCUGUUGGGGAACGCAAAUAUGACUGGGAGAAGAGACAGAUAUUUGCCUUAUCAGCUACUGAAGUUGGUUCUUUGAUAGCCAUUGGGCCCCAAGAGUCAUGUGAAUUCUUUCAUGACCCCUCAAUGAAAUCAAGUAAUGCUGGUCAAGUAAGGAAGAGCUUAUCAAUUAAGCCUCAUAGCAGCGGCUACUUUGUCUCUCUGACUGUUGUCAACUCCGUGUCAAAUACCAAAGACAAUUUCAGUGUUCCUGUUACAACUGCUGAGUUUUCUGUGAUGAAGACAGCUUGCAGUUUUGCAUUGCCACACAUUAUGGGCUGGGAUCGUCUAACUAAUCAGAAACCAAGUGAGACAGUAAGCUUUCAACCCAAUCGGCAAUCCGGUGGGACAGUUAGCUUUCAACCAAAUCGGCAGUUGGGUGGGACAGUUGGCUUUCAACCGAAGAUGAGCCCACAGAUUUUAGACUUGGAAUGGGAAAAGUGAAUUGAUGUAGGAAAAUAUGAAAUGAAUCCUUCUUUGUUGUGCUGCAACUCCAUUUUGUGUAUUAUCAAUCCAAAGACUAGGAUGGCUUGGGAAGAUAACAUGUAAAUUGUAAUAUUUAAGAAAGAGGCACAAGAAGGAUGGAUUAUUAAAUGUCGAUGCCGUUUUGCAAUUUGUUGUUAUUUUGUUGA
Molecule: messenger RNA, 1066 nt
Organism: Lathyrus oleraceus (garden pea)
Lineage: Eukaryota; Viridiplantae; Streptophyta; Magnoliopsida; Fabales; Fabaceae
Product: single-stranded DNA-binding protein WHY2, mitochondrial
Exons: 8
Coding region: 123-878 (251 amino acids)
Biological process (GO): regulation of DNA-templated transcription; defense response
Molecular function (GO): single-stranded DNA binding
Source: RefSeq, a predicted model, not a curated record